This is a messenger RNA of Gracilinanus agilis (Agile Gracile Mouse Opossum), 2767 nucleotides long. RefSeq names its product phosphodiesterase 10A (gene PDE10A). The record is from RefSeq and is a predicted model, not a curated record. The transcript is spliced from 22 exons. Bases 16 to 2397 code for a protein of 793 amino acids. Gene Ontology annotation, biological process: negative regulation of receptor guanylyl cyclase signaling pathway; signal transduction. Gene Ontology annotation, molecular function: 3',5'-cGMP-stimulated cyclic-nucleotide phosphodiesterase activity; protein binding. Lineage: Eukaryota; Metazoa; Chordata; Mammalia; Didelphimorphia; Didelphidae.
UCACUAGGGUCAGACAUGGAAGAUGGACCUUCUAAUAAUGCUAGCUGCUUUAGAAGGUUUACAGAGUGUUUCCUGAACACGAGUCUUACAGAUGAAAAAGUGAAGGCCUAUCUUUCUCUUCACCCCCAGGUACUCGAUGAAUUUGUUUCUGAAAGUGUAAGUGCCGAGACAGUUGAAAAAUGGCUGAGGAAGAAAAACAACAAACAGGAUGAAUCUAGGCCUGCAGAUGUGGGGAAGUACCGGGAUACAAAUAUGCAAGGCGUUGUAUAUGAACUAAAUAGCUAUAUAGAACAGCGAUUGGAUACAGGAGGAGACAACCAGCUGCUACUCUAUGAAUUGAGUAGACUCAUCAAAAUAGCCACAAGAGCAGAUGGAUUUGCACUAUAUUUUCUGGGGGAAUGCAAUAAUAGUCUAUGUAUGUUCACACCACCUGGAAUAAAGGAAGGAAAACCACGACUCAUCCCAGUUGGACCAAUUGUGCAGGGUACAACAAUAUCUGCUUAUGUAGCCAGAUCAAGGAAAACAAUGCUAGUAGAAGAUAUUCUUGGGGAUGAACGAUUUCCCAAAGGUAUUGGACUGGAAUCAGGGACACGUGUCCAGUCUGUUCUUUGUUUACCAAUUGUUACUGCAAUUGGUGACCUCAUUGGUGUUCUUGAACUAUAUCGGAACUGGGGCAAAGAUGCUUUCCAUAUCUGCCACCAAGAGAUUGCAACAGCAAAUCUUGCCUGGGCCUCAGUAGCAAUACAUCAAGUACAAGUAUGCAGAGGCCUUGCCAAACAGACUGAACUGAAUGACUUCCUACUUGAUGUAUCAAAAACCUAUUUUGAUAACAUAGUCGCAAUAGAUUCUCUCCUUGAACACAUAAUGAUAUAUGCAAAAAACUUGGUGAAUGCAGAUCGUUGUGCACUUUUCCAGGUAGAUCAUAAGAACAGAGAACUGUAUUCAGACCUUUUUGAUAUUGGGGAAGAAAAUGAAGGGAAACCUAUCUUCAAGAAGACCAAAGAAAUAAGAUUUUCAAUUGAUAAAGGAAUAGCUGGCCAGGUGGCAAGAACAGGGGAAGUCCUUAACAUCCCAGAUGCCUAUGCAGACCCACGCUUUAACAGAGAAGUAGACCUAUACACAGGUUAUACCACACGGAAUAUUUUGUGUAUGCCUAUUGUGAGUCGAGGGAGUGUGAUUGGUGUUGUGCAGAUGGUGAACAAAAUAAGUGGAAGUGCCUUCUCCAAAACAGAUGAAAACAACUUUAAAAUGUUUGCAGUUUUUUGUGCUUUAGCCUUACACUGUGCUAACAUGUAUCAUAGAAUUCGCCAUUCAGAGUGCAUUUACCGGGUGACAAUGGAAAAGCUUUCCUAUCACAGCAUAUGUACUACAGAAGAAUGUCAGCACCUCAUGCAUUUAAGAGUCCCAACAAACCUGCACAGAGAAAUUGAAUUAUACCACUUUGAUAUCAGUCCUUUUGAGGACUUGUGGCCUGCCAUUUUUGUCUACAUGGUACAUGAGUCAUGUGGUACAGCCUGCUUUGAAUAUGAAAUGCUAUGUCGUUUUAUUAUGUCUGUUAAGAAAAACUAUCGACGAGUUCCUUAUCAUAACUGGAAACAUGCAGUUACUGUGGCACACUGCAUGUAUGCCAUACUGCAGAACAAUCAUGGGCUUUUCACAGACCUUGAGCGAAAAGGACUUCUGAUUGCAUGCCUGUGCCACGAUCUGGACCACAGGGGAUUCAGUAACAGCUACCUUCAGAAGUUUGACCACCCUCUGGCAGCUCUCUAUUCCACCUCAACCAUGGAGCAGCACCACUUUUCACAGACAGUGUCCCUCCUACAGCUGGAAGGGCACAAUAUCUUCUCCUCUCUGAACUCCAGUGAAUAUGAGCAGGUGCUGGAGAUCAUCCGCAAAGCCAUCAUCGCCACAGACCUUGCUCUGUACUUUGGGAACAGAAAGCAGUUGGAGGAGAUGUACCAGACAGGAUCGCUAAACCUUAAUAAUCAAGCACAUAGAGACCGGGUAAUUGGUCUAAUGAUGACUGCUUGUGACCUUUGUUCUGUAACAAAGCUAUGGCCAGUUACAAGAUUGACAGCUAAUGAUAUAUAUGCAGAAUUCUGGGCUGAGGGUGAUGAAAUGAAGAAAUUUGGAAUCCAGCCUAUCCCUAUGAUGGAUAGAGACAAAAAAGAUGAAGUCCCUCAAGGCCAACUUGGCUUCUACAAUGCUGUAGCGAUUCCCUGCUAUUCUACUCUAAUGGACAUCUUGCCUCCUACUGCACCCCUGCUCCGGGCAUGCAGGGAUAAUCUUGAGCAAUGGGAGAAAGUGAUUAGAGGAGAGGAAAGUCUUUUAUGGCUUCGAAACCAGCCAAAUCCAGAGACAUCUAGAGCACAGACUUUGAAGAAUGUUCAACAAUGAUUAUUAAUAUUCGCCUGAAGGCUCAUCCUCAUCCCUCUCUUUUUUAUAUUAUUUUGUGGAAGGAACAUGAAAAAGAAAAAAAAUGCCACACCUGCUAACUGGGACACAAACCUUUUCAAGGAAGGUAACAUCAAGGAGAUAUCUCAACUGGAUGACUACCUGCCAGUCUCAUCUGUGAAGUACUAUAAACAAUGAGAAACUAGGACUACUCAUGUUUUGGAAUUAGCUGUCCAAGCGAACUCUAUUUGACUUGCAAAGUGGCCUUUUCUUGUAGGCUUUUGCUGAAGCCUUAAUUUAAAACUGAAGAAAACUAUACUAUGGGGGUACUUUUUAAGUUGUAGCUUUCUAGAAAGGGUUCAAAAUGGUACUU